Parus major (Great Tit) is the source of this 966-nucleotide messenger RNA. RefSeq names its product coiled-coil and C2 domain-containing protein 1A. The record is from RefSeq and is a predicted model, not a curated record. Gene Ontology annotation, biological process: regulation of transcription by RNA polymerase II. Gene Ontology annotation, molecular function: DNA-binding transcription repressor activity, RNA polymerase II-specific; RNA polymerase II cis-regulatory region sequence-specific DNA binding. Gene Ontology annotation, cellular component: nucleus. The transcript is spliced from 7 exons. NCBI's taxonomy places the organism in Eukaryota, Metazoa, Chordata, Aves, Passeriformes, Paridae. The annotation marks the transcript as partial.
GAGGGGGAGGAAGAUCUGGAGAACGAGGAGGAGCUGCUGGCAGAGCUGCAGGAGGUGCUGGAGGAGGGGCCCGGGAGCGCAGCCGCCGCAGAGACCCCACAGGAGCCCGCGGGUGCCGGGGCGCUGCUGGCGGAGCUGGCGGAGCGUGCGGAGCUCUACCGGGCGGCCCUCGGGAACGCCGCGAGGGAGAACGGCAACGGGGCCCGGCUCCGGCGCCUCCAGCGCGGCCUCAAGACCCUGGAGCAGAUGCUGGAGUCCGUCCGGAGCGGGAAGCCGAUCGACGAGGCCGACAUUCCUCCCCCGGUGGCUCUGGGGAAGGGUGGGGGAGCCCCUGGGCCACCACCCCCUGUGAGCCCUGAGCCCCCAGUGCAGCCCCCUGCCCCUCCACAGCCUCCCCCAGCCCCGGAUCCCGGCUUGGGUCCCUGCCCGGAUCCCAGCUCGGAUCCCAGCUCGGAUCCCAGCUCGGAUCCCUGCCCAGAUCCCGGCUCAGGUCCCUGCCCAGAUCCCGGCUCAGGUCCCUGCCCAGAUCCCGGCUCAGGUCCCUGCCCAGAUCCCGGCUCAGGUCCCUGCCCAGAUCCCAGCUCGGUGCCGGCGCUCCGGCUGCGGCUCCAGGAGCUGCAGAAGGAAGCGCUGGCGGCCAAACGCCGCGGGGACACGGCCACGGCCCUCGGGCACUUCCGUGCGGCCAAGAGGCUGGAGGCGCAGCUGGAGGUGCUGGGGCAGGGCCGUGUUCCGCCAGCCCCUGAUCCACGGCCGGAGGAGCCGAAGGCUCCGCUCCCGAGGGAUUCUCCAGCGAAGAACCCACCGGACACCGGCCCAGCCCCUCCUGCCGCAGAGCCCCCCCGGGCGCCGCGGGACGUGCGGGAGGCGCUGGAGCAGCGCAUGGAGCGGUACCGGGCGGCCGCGGCACAGGCCAAGGACAGCGGGGACGCCAGGAAGGCACGGAUGCACGAGAGGAUUGUCAAG